AUGGAAAAUGGACCCAACGACGACUUCGUUACCGAUACAGUGAUCAUCACAAGUAAGACGCAGGACGUGUGUUCUGCGCCUUUAUUCGAUCAGAUUGUCGAUAAAGUACAGGACGACGUAGUGGAUGAAAGCCAGGUUUAUGGGUCGAAGGCCGUGCAGGUGAUAGCGCUUACUGGUUUCAAGCGGGUUCUUGUUAUAUCACCAACAUACCAAAUCAGCCGCAAGGUGAAGGCUUUGGGGGAACACUUUCCCGAAUGUAAAUUCGGGUACUCUAUUAUUGAUCACGUGCCAGAUCCAAAAUCAAUGCAUAUGGUAACCCGUACCAAGACGUUUCUGGAGGUGCCUGAGUCGAAGACGGUGUUCUUGAUAUCACCACCAGCGUCCCCGCCACCCGAUUUCGACUACUCUCGACUGGAAGAUUGGCCAAACCGUGACACGGGCCACGGCCAUGGAGAAUCAGUAGAAACUCCAGAUCCUAAACCGAAAUCAUCUACGGAUUCCGCUGUAAACGACAAAAAAGCCGAUUCCUACACCAAAAAGAAAGUGCUUGAUAACGGCCGCUUUAAAAUAUUCGUAGAAAGCUCAGAUGACGGUUCCGAAAGCCCGACCGAUCUUCAUCGCGUUAAAACGUCAAUGCCUCCCGUCUCGACUUUUGACGAUAUAGAGGACUGA
This is a messenger RNA of Kluyveromyces marxianus DMKU3-1042, 672 nucleotides long. It is a transcript of the gene RCN1, whose product is annotated as Rcn1p. NCBI's taxonomy places the organism in Eukaryota, Fungi, Ascomycota, Saccharomycetes, Saccharomycetales, Saccharomycetaceae. Bases 1 to 672 code for a protein of 223 amino acids. The transcript has a single exon. Gene Ontology annotation, biological process: calcium-mediated signaling. The record is from RefSeq and is a predicted model, not a curated record.